AUGGCUGAACGCGUCGCUCAAAUUGCAUCUCACAUUACCUACCCAAGAGGUCUUCUCGCGGGACAAACUGCAAUAAUCACGGGAAGUGGACAGGGCAUCGGCGCCGAAGCAGCGCGUCUAUUUGCUCAAGAGGGUGCAAAAGUAGUUGUUUGCGACGUUGAUUCAGCCAAAGCACAAGGUGUAGCUGAUAAGAUCACCAAUUCUGGAGGUCAAGCUAUCGCAGUCGCUGGCGAUGUUACAGACAAAGACUACAUCAACCAGCUCGUCAAGCGCGCAGCUGAAUUCGGAGGAGGAGAGAUUCAUAUCAUCGUGAACAAUGCUGGCUACACAUGGGACGGCGUGGUUCAUAAGAUGACUGAUAAACAAUGGGAUGCGAUGUCCAGCAUUCAUGGCAAUGCUCCCUUCCAGCUUAUCCGUGCCGCAGCACCCUAUUUCCGGGUCAAGGAUGGAAAGCAAAGAAAUAUCGUUGGCAUAUCUUCAACAUCGGGAGUGCACGGAAACGCGGGUCAAUCCAAUUACGCUUUCUUUAAAGCUGGCGUGGUCGGACUGAUGAAGACGAUUGCAAAGGAAUGGGGUCCGGGGUUUAACGUUCGGGCCAACACAGUGGCGUUUGGGUACAUUGAGACGCGACUUACACAGGCGAAAGAGGAUGGGGCGUUCAUUACGGGUCCAGACGGGGAGAAGAUCCAGCUUGGUGUUCCUGGAAGGGAUGGAAAGUCUUCGUUUGAAGAUAUCCCACUUCGCAGGCCAGGCUCGGCAGAAGACGCUGCCAAAGUCAUACUGGCUAAAGUAUUGAACUCUGGUUAG
Fusarium coffeatum is the source of this 807-nucleotide messenger RNA. RefSeq lists its product as uncharacterized. The transcript is spliced from 3 exons. Lineage: Eukaryota; Fungi; Ascomycota; Sordariomycetes; Hypocreales; Nectriaceae. The coding region runs from base 1 to 807 and encodes 268 amino acids. The record is from RefSeq and is a predicted model, not a curated record.